UUUACCUGGUACUUAAACCAAGAAAGGUAACAGUGCCAAUCAUGGACAAGUGUCUGAAGACGAUGGUGGUGAUGCUUUUGGCCGCGCCCCUGGUCCUAGCCCUACCCACUGCAACCGAGGUGGCACCGGUCAGCGAGGAGGACGAGGAACUUGUGCCCUUUUUUGACCUCGCUGCCAACGAUAGUGACGCCGAAAAUGGAACAGUCCGUGUGUUUUUGUUCCCUGGUUCUGCCUCUCAUUCUCAACAAUCAUUUGGCGCAUAUCCUUAUCCCCAGAAUACUGGAUUUAUUAAUUUCCCUGGUAAUCAACGACCCUCUUAUCAAGGAACAGGAUAUUACCCGUUCAAUGGAUUGUAUCCGUAUUCACAAGACUGUACAUAUUGGUGUGUACAAAAUGUGGGCUUCUCCAGAGAAGUCUAUUGCUGUAGGCAAUAGCCAUUGCACUGCCUGACUUCCGAACAGUAUUAAUUUACGAACAAUAAUGUUAAUACUGUCAACAUGUGUGUGUGUGUGUGUGUGUGUGUGUGCAUAUAAAUAUAUAUGUAUGUAUAUAUGUAUGUAUGUAUGUAUGUAUGUAUGUACUGUGGUUACAUUAAUUACAGAGAUUGAUAUUUGACAAAAUCUUUGCACCUAAACUGGAAUGGUAUACACCCAGAUAUAUCCGACGGGUAUGACUACGAUGACCCAGCUCUGCAACUGGCGUAGUGCUUUGUCUGAAUUUGGCUGAUGGAAUAUUUUUUAUACAAAUGCUUUGAUGUAAACAUUUAUCCUUUACGUUUUUCAUACAUCUGUAAUUCUGGACUGAAUAAACUCGAUAUAAAUAUGAAAAA
This is a messenger RNA of Penaeus chinensis, 829 nucleotides long. RefSeq lists its product as uncharacterized. NCBI's taxonomy places the organism in Eukaryota, Metazoa, Arthropoda, Malacostraca, Decapoda, Penaeidae. The record is from RefSeq and is a predicted model, not a curated record. The transcript has 2 exons. The coding region runs from base 42 to 434 and encodes 130 amino acids.